AGGGCGCGUGUUCAUCGGUACAAAGGAUGAAACAAUCGAUAAUAUGGCUUACACAUUCCUUCGUGCACCAAAUUAACAAACAGCGUAUGUCUAGCUCCUGCUACUUUGCUGAGUAAUAAUUUCCUUGCCCUAGCAUAUGAAGUAUUUUUAACAAGCACUCUCAUCCCCGUGAUCUUGAAUUACUUCAUUCAAGGAACCCAACUGCUUCCCCACCUUUAUCGAAAUAUUUUCCGUGUCUUUCGAUCGUUUGAUUUAUCGUAGUAGUAAUUUUCGGUCCGGGAAGUAGCUGCACUCAUAUCCUUUCACGGUCUUGCCAGGAUAUGUGAGAAGCUAAUGGGCCAACUCUGUGAAGAUCAGCCUUCCUCUCGUUGUUCGUAAAGACAGAGUAGCCUGAGGACGUGAAAUAGGGUCGGUCCUCGUGGAUUUUGGCGAUCUUAUCCCUCCCACCCAAUGAGUCUUGGGUUCCAGGUCCAGCAGUAGACAGCGCUUUUAAAAAGAAAUGCUUCAUAUUGAUUUCGACCUUCAGACAACCACUCAACACAACUCCUGUAAGUACAGAAUGAAGAAAGAAGGCUAGCUGUAUGCUGGUAACUUCUUAUUCGGAUUUUGUUGGCUCCAAACAACUAGACUACUGUGAUGAGUGUGCCUCUGCCUUCCAUGUGUCAUCAUAAAUUUUUCAUCGUUGUACUGGGUGGCGCAGUUCGCGAACUACAAAUUUAGCUUUAGGCGAAGAAUAAGCCCUGAAACAGCGAGGACUUCCGUGACCACAGGUAGUAUCCCAUUCGCUGCACGAAUUGACUGUGAAGAACCAGAGUACACGGAGGGCUGCAUCAAGUAGGGACAAGAAGCCCUUCAUUUGGAGUGAGAAGAAAGGGUAAUGGAGAGCUAAUAAAUUGCAUCAUCCGAAAACCAGGUCGGAGGAGACUACAGAGCGACCAGUUGAUGCACUGUGGUCGUGCUUAGUUCUAUGGCUGAUACAGAGCGACCAGUUGAUGCACUGUGGUCGUGCUUAGUUCUAUGGCGUGAAAAUCAGGCAAUAUUUCCUUCUUCAAAUUACAGUAGGCCAUCACGACGCAGAUAGACAAAUACAAGAACCGUCAUAAAGCCCACGCGCCACUAGUAAUGCAACUACAUCUUCAACCACGACACAUAGGUAGAAGAAGCAGUGGGCCAUCUUUUCCUUGACGCGACUACAUCAACUACAGUGAUCGAAGAAGCCGAGGUCAGUCGCUACUAGUAGUAAUAGCAGAAGUAGAUGGACUGCGGACACCUCCAUUCCAGUAUUUAGAGAAAGUAGAAAAUAACAAACAUGCCAGUUUGGAACACGGAUCCGCUGAUGCGAACAGAUGGCUUUCGCAGGGCACGAUCAGCACCCACUUCCAGCACAGCACUCGUCCAGAAGUUCAGCAAAACUUACUCAGAUAGGUACGUGCUGAACAACAUAUUAUAGGCACAUGAUGAUAAUGGAUAUGAUGAACUUGAUGAUGUAGAAGGAGAGUGAGAACAUGAGUUGAUGCAUCAAGCCUACUCAAGGUGUUUCUAAAUGUAACUCUUCUCGUCCUCCCGAUGAUUUCCUAGGUUUCGACCAGUAACGUAUGCCCCACCGACGUACUCAUUGCGAAAACGAGUAGUGUUUGGGUCUAUGCCAGCUCUCUCGGAUGGAGACAAAUACGAAAUUCGAAGGAAAAUUAUGGCAGAGUUCAUACAACUAGUUAGUACAUCUUCUACAACAUCAUACCUCCCUAGCCCCAUUCUCGAUUCUAAGAAACAGAGCGCUGCAGACCGAACUUUUAGGAAGCACGUGAGGAAUUGGACCGUCAGGGAGACGGUAAUGUGGAUGCGAGAUGCCCUGGAGAGGAGAGGACGGGCAGACUUAAUAUUAGGACCCAUUUUCUUUCAUAAUACGACUAGUCUUUGUCAUCUUUGUCUUUGUGCUACGUAGUUAGUACUUAUACUUAAGAGAGUAUCAAGAACGUGGCUAAGUAUCAACAUCAAUUGUUCUUUUUAGGGUCAGCCUGCCCAGUAUGCAACUACUACUUGAUUCGGAUUUUCCUCAAUACAAAAAGUAUCUAGUAAAUACGCAAACGAUACGAUUCUCUGACGACGUCUCCUCUAUCUAACCAGCGACGAAGUGGACGGUAAGGAAGUCGAAGGCAAAGAAAUAUUAGGGUGGAGCAGGUAAUUACUCUAGAUAAUUAUGAAUUAAGCAUUUUCGAACUUUCAUCAACUUGAUUUAAUAUGGUUGUGCUUUGAAGUUUUACGUCGAUGUUGUAGACUUUUUCUUGAUGCGGUCGUCUACUGGUAGGCUGUGGUCAAAGAAACUGUUGAAAGUUUCUGGGAACCUUUAGGUUAAUGACAAGUAAAAGACCAUAAGCUGCACAAGCACAAGCUACAACAACCUCACUGAAAAUGAAAAUGAUUAUGUCACCAUACUUGUUUAGGGAAAAAUUUCGGGACGAUAUUUGCAAGGGCGAUGCGGAUCUCGGGUGCUCACUGUGGGAUGAGUUGCGAUGUCUAAUCGAAGAGUAUCUCGCGACAUCGGCUUAUAACGAUCUAUCCCAUGCAGUGAACUUCACAAAGUCCUAUAAUUUUUUUCCUAGUGAGUUGGGUUUUGGGUCAAUGCCUCAUACUGCUACAGCAUACAAAACCUAGACGACAAUAAUGAUCAUAGGCUGCCAUAGUUAGGUCAUUUAAUAAUUCCCAUCGUUUCCUCCUAAUGCGAGGGCCUUUCAACCGUUUGUUUAUCUAAUUCCAUGAUAUUAAGAACAUGUUGAUCAGAUACACUGCCCCAGUGUGGUCGUGCAGAAAAGCGUUGAAGACUCUAGCGAGCAAGACACAGCCACCAGGCCCAGGCCAGUACAAACAGCCGACUACGAUAGGAAUGUCAACGAGCGGACGUGGGCAUCCGACAAUAAAGCAGGAGGCUAGAUUCGUACUUUUGGUUGAUCUUAAUUCCGAUCCAACGAAAUAGAAUCUUCACGUUUGCAGUUCUGUUGAAGGUUUUGGCAUGUUCGUAGUGUUGAGCAUUUUUCUGAUGCUACAACAAUCACACUGACUUCUAUAGAUAUAUACUUUGCUGGCGUUAAUUAUACCUCGACCACACAUUACUAGGCUAUGCCACAAGGGGAACGUGGUUUCAAGCCCCUGAAGACUCCAGGGCCUGGCGCAUACUUCACCCCUGUCGAAAAAGAUCACAGACUAGUUUGGGGAGCAAGAUGGAGCUUCCCUGGAAGGGGAGAUCGUAAUUGCUACUACUUUUUGUUACUACUCUACAGAAGCAGGAGGAACUACGUCAUCUUGAUCAUGCUAGAUGAUGAAGUUGAACAAGUACAAGUUGAAGUGAACAUCAACAAGAAUUUUGACUUAUCCAAAUCUUCACCUACAAAAAAACGACAGCUGGCCUAGUAAAGGAAGGCGGACCACUCGGUGCCUACGACGUGGACAAACUAGCACGCACAGGGCCAUUGACUGCGCCUUCGUGGACCGUGAAGAGUCGAAUACCAGUCAAAGAAGGAUUUCAAUUAUGGCCUCUAGUCCAUGUAGUGAUCUACUGUGGAAGUAACAGAGAACCAAAUAGAACAGCUUAUGCCAUUUGAUUUCGUCGCAAUCGUUACCAGAUUCAUCUUCUGAUCGAGAAGCAUUUUCAUGUUGCUCCUCACAUUGUCAUUGAUGAUGAAGAUGCCUCUAGCUAUUUGUAUUUCUCCUUCUAGUUGUUCUAAACCCCUCUCCUGGGCCUGCGGCUUACGAUCAAAGCGGGCAUAAGAAAAAGCAGCUAGGCGAGUAUGUCUAUUGGCCGACGCAGGGAGAGGAGUCCAGCCGCAAUAUCACACGUAAGCCAGCCUGGAGCUUCAGAACAGCAUGGAGGGCACAAUAAGUGGAAACAAGCACGAUCAUGGACUACAUGAAUAAGGUCUACGUCUAGUAAUCAAGAAUAAGCGGUUGUAAGUAGUUGUAUUAAAGAGCAGUAAAAAAAAACACAGGAUCACAACUAUUAUGUUUAUUUCGUCUAUCUUGGCAGGAGAAGUAGUUUAUCAGUCUUCACUAUUAUACCUAUCAUUGAAGGUUCAUCUUCUUUAGCAAAGCAUUGGCAACUCGUUCUUCCUAACAUGAACAUGGAUCUCUUAUUUGGCUUACUACUGUAUUUGACGCAUCUUCCUGUAUUUGUAGGUCUACAACACCAUAAGAUGCUAAAAUCACUUCAACAUAUGCUGCAUCAAAAUACAAAAAGACGAAUCUCACACAUAAUAUAAUGCCAGUAUCACUACAUCACAGGAACUCUUCAGAUAUAUUCAGCCUACUACAGAUGAAAACAUUGCUACAAACCUGCCCAAGAACAAAAGUCAACAUAUUCGCGAUUAUGUAUGAUUAGGACUAGGAAACGCUCUUUCAAGAACUUCUACGCAACUACUUGCAUAGAAAUUUUUACUUCAACAGGACUUACGAUACACAUACAUCAAUAUCUUCAAGGACUGCAUAGAGAUCCACACUGCCUGGUAGUUCACAUUGGAAGAUACCAGCACCCGUGUCCUCGACAAAGAGUAACGUUCUCUAUUCU
Amoebophrya sp. A25 is the source of this 4555-nucleotide messenger RNA. Lineage: Eukaryota; Dinophyceae; Syndiniales; Amoebophryaceae. The record is from the annotation of a GenBank genome assembly.